Geodia barretti is the source of this 1325-nucleotide messenger RNA. Lineage: Eukaryota; Metazoa; Porifera; Demospongiae; Tetractinellida; Geodiidae. The record is from the annotation of a GenBank genome assembly.
CAUGUUGACCCAGGCGCUCUUUAUCCCGCACGGACUACCACACUACCGCGCUAACACUGCCGGCUCUAUAUACUCGGGUGUGCUCCCCCGAUUGUGCAAUGGCCUUUGCCCAUGAAGGUGUGGUGCCGCGGGACUAGGGGGCGUUGCACGGAUACAAGGUAAACACACCAACAGAGACGAUCAGCUCUUCUCUCCACGGUAAACUACUGCUCUUACAGAUGACGGAAGCCCCAGCGGUCGACGGGACGUUGAAAUCAGACGACGUCUCGGAAAUUUUGGACGAGCUUGUGGAGGCGCAGAACCAGUCCUACGUGCUCGGGCUCAAGCUACUGCCGCAACACGAGGUGGAGGCUAUUCACUGCCGAUACCAGGAUCCCCUAGAGCGUCUGCUGCGCAUUCUUCUUGCCUUCACGAGGCAAAUCCAGCCCAGACCGACAUGGAGGGUCAUUGUGGAAGCUCUCAGGAGUCCUUCUGUCAAUCUACCAGCAUUAGCUGCGAGGGUGGAAGCAACUCAUUUCCCUGACUCUACCGCAACACAUGACGUGGUACCUGAGGCUACUACUGAGUCUGCAGCCAACACUACUGCUGGUGAUGAUGAGGUCAAAUCAAAGCCAUCUUCUCAACUGAACCCUGCUAAUAUUACGGCAGUGGAGACUGAAAUCAAACGCCUUCACAAGAGGUUCAACGCUCUAAAGGACCUUGCAAUCCAAGGCCUACAGAAGAUGCUGUAUUGCCGUCCUAACAGUUGUCUACAUUCUCACCAACAUUCGGACACACGAGCAUCGAAUAUUUCUGAAAGAGAAUCACAAGGCUCUUCGCCAGUGUGAAGACCAUCUUGAGCUGUUUGGAUCUCUCAACUUCUACUGGAACUACCUCGCACCUGAUCUGCUCGACCACCUGAUCGGAGAACUGACUGAGAGACAUGAGGAUUUCAACACGACUGCUAGUGAGAUGACCGCCUACAAGAAGGAUCUGGAAGAGUUUAAAAAGCGUACGGCAUUGGUUCUGUUCUGUGAGGCUGACCCUCGGCCGCUCGAUGAAGAUCCUCCACCUGGCUUCAGGAAGAUGGUAGUCAAGUUUGACUGGCCCCGAACUGCAACACUGGAGGACGUUGAGAAGUUCAGGAGACGAUAUGCCAGCAGCUACGACCUUCAGACAUGUGCCAUGAUGCUGAACAGCAUUGGGACUGGAUCUUUCACCGUCACUUGGUUCGUACCUGUCUCAGUGGUGGAGAUGUUGAGGAAGAAGAGAGCAUUAGCUGUCUUCAAGGAGUUCAGUGUCACUAGACUAGACAUCCACACCUCAACACAGAUUUGUGUCUACCA